AUGAUCUCAUGGACAAGGUCAUCGAUAUUGCGUUUUAGUGGCUUUGCGAUUAUUUGCGGUGUUGGCAUAGGGUUGGCGGUUCUACUGGGUAUAACAAUUGCAGACACUUAUUCAGUAUCAAAAGAAAUAGAAAGUAAUUUAAAAACCCCUUUUGAAUUAAAUGACUUUUUAUCGGGAGCGUAUUCAGGGAAACUAUUUAAUGGUUUUUGGAUAACAGAUAAUGACUUUUUAUUCAAAAACAAAGAAGGAGAUGUAUUAAAAUUUAAUGCUGAUACCCAAACAAAAAGUAUAUUUUUAGAAAAAUCUGUUUUGGAUAAUUAUAAGGGCGCUGUUAUAAAAGUAUCUGAAGAUCAAAAAUUUGUUCUUAUUGAAUACAACGCUAGCUCGGUUUUUAGACAUUCCAAAAAAUCUCAAUUUGCAGUUUACGAUUUAACAACAAAUAACUCGCAUGAUUUACAUGACAAAAAAUUUAUUCAAUAUGCUUCAUUCGAUAAAAUGGGCCACUCAAUCGCAUACGUUUAUGAAAAUAAUAUUUAUUACUUAAAGGACCCUGAAAAUGCUGAUAAUCCUAAACAAAUUACUAAGGAAGGAGUACCUUCAGUAUUUUAUUGUGGUGUACCGGAUUGGGUAUACGAAGAGGAAGUUUUGGGAACUGGAUCAGCCAUGUGGUUUUCUCCAGACGGGCAAAAGUUGGCUUUUGCUACUUUUGAUGAUACCAAUGUCGAUAAUUUUACUUAUAUUAUUUAUGGAGAACCUGGAUCUUUAAAAGAUCAGUAUACCACACCAGUAACCAUUAAAUACCCCAAGGUAGGAACCCCAAACCCAAUAGUAAAAUUGUACAUCUACAACUUAGAAACCGACGCACUCAUAAAACCAAUUAUAGAAGAAGAAAAUAACGAGAAAGACUUUAUUCUAUACGAUGUAACAUGGGUAAAUAAUGACCAAGUAUCCCUAAUUUCAUCCAACAGAGUACAAAAUAAAGCCACCAUAACUAAAUGCUCUCUAAACGGAAAAUGCGAAGAAGAACAAAAAUUUAGUGAAGAAACGGGUUGGUUGGAUCCUAAAAUUCCUCUAUAUGAUAAAAAAGGUACCUGGAAAUUGGAAAUAUUGCCGAAGGAAGAGGGCAAUGAUCGUUUUGAUCACCUGGUUAUAACAGAUUUAGUAAAUCAAUCCUCACUUCAGUUGACCUUUGGCAAAAAAAUUGUCACUAAUAUUUAUGGGUGGGAUGAGGAUCACGACAUAAUAUAUUAUGCAGGAACUGCUGAAGAUACCCCAUCUCAAAUGCAUAUUUACUCUGUUAACUCAAAAGGUUAUGGAAACGAUAAAUGUUUGACAUGCGAAAUGAAAGUACAAGGUGUUAAUUGCACCUAUGCUGUAGGACUUUUCAGCAAGGAUAAUUCUUACUACACUAAAGUUUGUAAAGGACCCAAAGCACCAUUUGUGACUAUUGAAGGAUUAAAACAUGAUUUAUCGAUUGUAUGGGAAAAUAACUCGGCUUUGAAUGAAAAAUUAGAAAAUAAACAACAACUAACUAGUAAGGAUCUUAAAGUAAAUGUCAGCAACGGUUUUCAAGCUAGAGUACGAAUUUUGGUACCUGAAGAUUUUGAUGAAAAUAAAGUUUAUCCCACGAUAGUUUAUGUAUAUGCAGGUCCAAAUUCAAACCUUAUAUCUGAUGCAUAUGCAGUGGGUUUCGAAAACUACUUGGUAUCAAAUAAAAAGUAUCUAUAUGUUUUAAUAGAUGCAAGAGGAUCUGGCAAAGACGGCAAAAAUAAAUUAUUUGAACUUUAUAGGAAAUUGGGCACCAUUGAAAUUGAGGACCAAAUAGCGGUCACUAAGUACUUACAAGAUAAUUACAAAUUUAUUGAUAAGGAGAAUACAGGCAUUUGGGGUUGGAGUUAUGGCGGGUUUACUACAGGUUGGGCUUUGGUAAAAGAUAAAGAAAAUAUUUUUAAAUGUGGAAUAUCAGUGGCACCCGUCACAGACUGGAUUUACUAUGAUUCUAUUUACACUGAAAGAUACAUGGGUUUACCUAAAUCAGAUGACAAUCUUGAAGGUUAUAAUAAUUCAGACAUAACCAGAAAUGUGGAUGGUUUUAAAAAUAAAACAUAUUACCUAAUCCAUGGUAAUGCAGACGAUAAUGUUCAUUACCAACAAUCCAUGGUUCUUUCUAAAGCUCUGGAAGCAGCGGACAUUUUAUUUGAACAACAGAGUUAUCCAGAUGAAAAUCAUUCUUUGGGUCACGUGAGUGCCCAUUUGUACCACAGUAUGGAACGAUUUUGGGAUCGUUGUUUUGAGAGUAGACAUGAAAAUGACCAAAAAGAAAGUUCAAAUGCCAUAUAA
Molecule: messenger RNA, 2340 nt
Organism: Brassicogethes aeneus
Lineage: Eukaryota; Metazoa; Arthropoda; Insecta; Coleoptera; Nitidulidae
Source: the annotation of a GenBank genome assembly